This is a messenger RNA of Blepharisma stoltei, 1617 nucleotides long. The record is from the annotation of a GenBank genome assembly. Lineage: Eukaryota; Ciliophora; Heterotrichea; Heterotrichida; Blepharismidae.
AUGGUCCUUUCUCCUCUGGAAAACCAACUCAAAGAAGCUACAGAAUGGUCUCUUAAAAGCUAUCUGGUUUCAAAUGCAGUUUUUUUAAGUGAAAGACUGUCUUCAGAGCCGUCUUCUACAACUGAAGAUGAAGAGCUUAAACUUCAUUUACUAGCAAAAUGCUAUUUGGCGGAAAGUUCUCCUUACAAGGUGGUUUUGAUAUUAAAAAAUUGUUCAUCUGUGGAGAAUUUGUAUUUAUACGCACUUGCGUGCUUUCAGACUACUAAGCUGGAGGAGGCUGAAAAGGCAUUAUUAAAAUGCUCCUUACACACUUCAGCAGAAGUUAACUAUCUAUUAGGCCAAAUUUGUGAGCGGCAGUCCAGAAUCCAAGAUGCAAUUUCUUAUUACUCCAAAGCCCUUAACCUAAACUCCAACCUUUGGACUGCUUUUGAAAAACUAUGUGAGCUGGGCUAUUUCAUUGAUACCUCUAUUUCUUUCAAGACAGACGAAAAAUCAGAGCACCUUUUCCCAGGGGAAAGCCCUUCAAACUUCCACCCUCUUACAGCUUCAAAUUUUGGAAAUUGGAGCCCUCCUCCUAAGCUAAACUCCCCUGCCCACAAAACGCCCGCCAAAACAAGCAAAGAUCUCAAACAGCUACUUGCAGAAUUAGGGAAGGCUUAUCAAGCUUUAAGCCAAUAUAACACAAAUGAAGCUAUGAAUUUAUUAAAAGCGCUGCCAGACUCUCAAAAAAAUUCAGGCUGGGCUUUGUGCCAAAUGGGAAGAUGCUGCUUUGAAAAGUACGACUUCGCUGGGGCUGUUGAAUAUUUCCAAAGAGCUUUCCAAAAAGAGCCUCAGAGGACUGAGGACACCGAUUAUUAUUCUUCAGCUUUAUGGUACGAAAAAAAGAACUCAGAGCUCUGUUACACUUUACAUAAUGCAUUAAAAAAUGCUUAUUACGCUCCUCAGACCUGAGUGAUAGCAGGAAAUUUCUAUUCUUUGCAAAAAGAAAGAGAAACUGCUAUUAAGUGUUUUACUAGGGCGAUUCAGCUGAAUCCUUAUUAUUCGUACGCGUAUGCGCUGUGUGGGCAUGAACAUCUGGCUAAUGAAGAUUUUGACCAAGCCAGGUAUCAUUAUGAGUCAGCUAAUAAUAUAGACUCAAGACAAUAUACAGCUUUGUGGGGCUUAGGAAGCUUGUAUUUUAAGCAGGAAAAAUACACUCAAAGCUUACAGUGCUAUAAAGCAGCAAGGUCAAUUAACCCCAAUUCCAGCAUCAUUCUUACAUAUUUAGGAGUGAAUUAUAAAGCAACUGGGCAUUAUGAAGAAGCCAUCAAUUGUUUUGAGUCUGCAAUAAGAAUUGAUAAGAAAAAUCCUCUCCCUAAAUUCCAGCUUGGAAUUCUGCUGUCUCAGCUUGACAGAGACCAAGAAGCACUUUCCCACCUAGAAACCCUCUGCCAAGAAAACUCCAGAGAGUCUCACCUAUAUAUCCAAAUAGGGAAAAUCUAUGCCAAGCUAGGACAGCCUGAAAAAGCGUUAAGGCACUAUAAUGACGCUCAAGAAUUAAACCCGAAAAACCAUAGCGAAAUAAAGAAUUUAAUUGAGCAGCUCCAUGGAAGCUCAAGUUUGCAUAUGAUGCCGUAG